Messenger RNA from Mytilus trossulus (common blue mussel), 8184 nucleotides. RefSeq names its product protein slit-like. The record is from RefSeq and is a predicted model, not a curated record. Gene Ontology annotation, molecular function: heparin binding; Roundabout binding; calcium ion binding. The transcript has 36 exons. Gene Ontology annotation, biological process: axon guidance. Bases 296 to 4696 code for a protein of 1466 amino acids. Lineage: Eukaryota; Metazoa; Mollusca; Bivalvia; Mytilida; Mytilidae.
CUCGUGGAAUGGAUCAUACCUAUGUUAGUGUAAUCACUGGAGUUGGGAGUUUUUGUGAAAAAUUAUAAAAAUAUGUUUUUGUUCUGAUUGUCUAAUGGAUUAUUUUUGAUUGGUGAAAGUGGUUUGAAAAAUUGAAGAAAUUUAUCAAAUACCUCGUGGAGCAAUUAACUUAAAGGAAUAUCAAGUUUAAUAGUCAAUACCUGAGUGUUUAAAGGGCUAGCCUUGCAAUGUGAUUGAUUUUGUUAUCUACUAGGAGUUUAAAUUUUUGUGAAAAAUAUAAAAUAUUUACUGUAAAAUGGGUGGAAGACAUCCGUUCAAGUACCGAUUCCAUUGGAUUUGUUUAAUUAGUUUAAUUGUGUAUUUAGAAAGUGUUCUAGGAUGUCCUACAGAAUGUGUUUGUCAGGGUAAAAAUGUGGAUUGCAGUUACAGAAAACUGUCAUAUGUACCUACAAAUAUCCCAAAAGACACACAAAAGUUAGAACUCCAAGGAAACAAUUUGACAAUUAUGAGGAAGAAUGAUCUCCAGGGUCUGAGACAUUUAAAAGUAUUGCAAUUGUUAGAAAAUCAAAUCCAGACAAUAGAAAGAGGCGCGUUCCGUGACCUUGUCCUCAUGGAAAGGCUGAGAAUAGACAGAAAUAAGCUAGACAAUAUCCCUGAUGAACUGUUCUCUGAAAUGCCAAACUUGGAGAGAUUAGAUUUGAGUUACAACAAACUACAAUCUAUCAACAGAAAAUCUCUACAGGGUUCUCUAAGUUUAAGAAAUUUACAAUUAGACCACAACCAGAUAAUCUGUAUAUCAGAAGAGUCACUUAGACCAUUGAAAAAGAUGGAAAUUUUAACAUUGAACAACAACAACCUAACAACAUUACCACGAGGACUCUUCGAUCACAUGACAAAUCUCAGAAUAUUACGAUUGAUCAACAAUAACUUCAUGUGUGAUUGUCAUUUACUUUGGUUGCCAAGAUAUCUGAGGUCACAUCGAGGCCUGGGUCUCUACACUGAAUGUGAUUCACCGUCACGACUCCAGUCCAUAGAGAUGGUAGAUAUUCCAGAGUCACAGUUCAAAUGUCAAGGCAUGGACAGUUACAAAGCACCAAAAUGUGGAGUAGAGGCCCGAUGUCCUAGUAAAUGUAGAUGUAUGGAGGGUGUGGUCGACUGUAGAGAUUUGGGACUGACAGCAAUCCCUACCAAUCUACCAGAAGACACCAUCGAAAUACGUAUGGAACAGAACCAUAUAGUCCAUAUCCCAUCAGGAGCUUUCAGUGACAUGAAGAGACUCAGACGAAUUGAUCUCAGCAACAACCAAAUAUCCAAGAUUGAUUCUGAUGCUUUUGCUGGACAGUUAUUUCUCAAUUCUUUAGUACUUUAUGGUAACAAGAUAGUAGACCUACCACAUGGUGUAUUUAAUGGUCUUUCAUCACUACAGUUACUAUUAUUAAAUGCCAACAAGAUCAAGUGUAUCAGGAAGGAUGCUUUCAAAGACCUGUAUAAUCUUAAUCUUCUAUCAUUAUAUGAUAAUCAGAUUCAAUCACUUGGCAAUGGAACCUUUGUACCUCUACAGAAUAUUCAGACAUUGCACCUUGGAAGAAACCCUUUUAUCUGUGACUGUAACCUAGGUUGGCUGGUAGAGUACCUGAUUAAGAACCCUAUAGAAACCAGUGGUGCUCGAUGUGAAAGUCCUCGUAGAAUGGAGAGAAAGAAAAUAGCUUCAGCUAAAGUCAGCAAGUUUAAAUGUAAAGGUGCAGAAAAUCACAGAACAGAGAAUGCCGGUAACUGUAUGGUAGACAUGGCCUGUCCUGACUCAUGUGUGUGUCUUGGUACUGUAGUGGACUGUUCUGGACGAGGACUUACAGCUAUCCCCAAAGGCAUCCCCACUUACACUACAUCAUUGAAGUUGAACAAGAACAAGCUAACAAGAAUAGAUUCACUGUCUGAAAUGUUGACCCUGCUAGAUGGCUUACGAUCCAUAGAUUUCAGUAAUAAUCUGAUAGAUUCUAUACAUGAUAUGGCUUUUGAUGGGGCCAAUAAACUAUUAGAAAUAAAUCUAGCAGACAACAAACUAAGUAAAGUUUCGAUGAAGAUGCUGUAUGGACUAAGAUCAGUGCAUACCAUUUCUUUGGACAAGAACCAGAUAACAUGUAUAAGUAAUACAACAUUUUCAGAGAUGCCAAAUCUCCGUCACCUGUCAUUGUUUAAUAAUCAGAUCAGAUGUGUGAUGGAGGGUGCGUUUGAUAAACAACAUUAUUUAGCACGUUUGAAUGUUGAAGGUAACCCAUUUAAUUGUAACUGUCACCUGGGCUGGUUACCUGAGUGGUUGAGUAUGAGGAACAUUAUAACUGGUAACCCAACUUGUAAUGCCCCUCAUCAGUUUAAGGACUCCGCUAUCACAGAUCUCAAGGCCAAAGACUUUAUUUGUGAAGAGAGUAGUGAUAGAGGAUGUAAUAUUGGUAUACCUCCCUGCUGUAGUGAUGGUCCACUAGAGUCAGUUGACAGUUGUCACCCUAGAGCCUUUUGUCCACCUAGCUGUACUUGUACUGGUACUGUGGUUAGAUGUAGCAGAAAGGACUUGAGUACUAUUCCUAGUGGGAUACCACAAGAUACAACAGAAUUAUACUUGGAUGUAAACAAGAUAACUCACCUGACUACAGAAAUAGGGUCACUGACAAACCUCAGAAGACUAGAUCUGAGUAACAAUCUCCUGGUAACCUUGCCUGAGAAUAUCUUCAGUAACUGUACACAAUUAACAGCAUUAAUAUUGAGUUAUAACCAUUUAGAAUGUAUGGCAGACACUACUUUAUCCUCUCUCAAAAGACUUAGAGUUCUAUCAUUACAUGGUAACAAUUUCUCCACCAUCCCAUACGGAGCCUUCAAAGAUCUCAUUUCUCUCACUCAUUUAGCUUUAGGAGGAAACCCUUUCUACUGUGACUGUAAUUUGAAAUGGUUGUCAGAUUAUAUCAAGAAAGACUAUGUUGAGUCUGGUAUAGCAUCCUGUGCUGGACCCCUACAGAUGACCAACAAGCUUAUCUUGACCACAGAUUCUACAGCAUUCCAGUGUAAUACAAAAGAAGAUUCUGGACUCCUCAGUAAAUGUAAUGCCUGCCACAAGAACCCCUGUCUCCAUGACGGAACCUGUCAGCUUCAAGACUUCAAGAACUUUACUUGUCAGUGUACACCUGGUUACUAUGGCAACACAUGUCAAAAUGAAAUCAACGCUUGUUUUGGUAAUCCCUGUGUGAAUAAUGGAGAAUGCAGUGUGUUACAUCAUGGAAGAUUUCAGUGUGCAUGUCCUAAUGGUUUUCGAGGAGAGAGAUGUGAAGAAAAUAUAAAUGACUGUGUUCAACACAGAUGUCAGAAUAAUGCCACAUGUGUUGAUGGAAUACAGGCCUAUACAUGUAAAUGUACCAUGGGAUUUAAUGGUAAACACUGUGAAUCCAAGAUUCCUUUUUGUCAAGGUGUUUACAAUUUUUGUCAAAAUGGAGCCAAAUGUAUCAGCACAGACCAUGAUUAUAGAUGUCAAUGUACAAAAGACUGGUCUGGUAAAAACUGUUCUGAGAACAUCGAUGAUUGUAAAACUCACAUCUGUCAGAAUGGAGGCCGAUGUAUUGAUGGUGUGGGAACAUAUAACUGUCUCUGUUCUAAAGGUUAUACUGGUAAAUACUGUGACGUACCUCCAGCAAGGAAACAGUUCUAUGCUGCUGCUGGUCCCUGUCAGCACCACGACUGUCAGAACAACGCUGUAUGUCAUCCACAGAAAGGCAAUAGAGAAUACUCUUGUGAAUGUGUGUCAGGCUUUUCAGGCAAAAAAUGUGAGAAAUUAAAGAGUGUGACAUUCAAAGCAGAAGAUUCCUAUAUUCAAAUGUCCAAGAUAGAUUUUCAGUCGGAAGUUAAUAUCACCAUUUCCCUGAAAACAGAAUCAAAGUCUGGACUUAUCUUCUACACAGGAAGUGAACCCCAUUUAGCUGUGGAACUGUUCCGUGGUCGAGUAAAAAUAAGUUUUUACACUGGUGAUGAUCAUGCUUCCACCAUGUACAGUUAUAUUUACAGUUUUGUAACCAUUGACGAUGAUAAGAUUCAUAAAAUACAAUUAAUGGUACAGAGACGUAAUAUUACCAUGACGAUUGAUGACGGGAAGCCACAAAGUGUAAUUAACCAAGGGAAUAAUGAUUUUCUUAAUCAUGAUGAGGAUGUCUAUCUUGGUGGAAUGCCACAAGAUGUAGGACAAGCGGCAAAAGAUAAAUUCCAUACACGUAAUCUGGCAAGUUUUAAAGGUUGUUUCCAAGAAGUAUCUGUGAACGGGAAAGUAUUGGAUUUCACUGCAUCUAUUUAUAACCACAAAGUAAUGCCAGGAUGUAAAGUUGAUGUUUGCCAUAAUAAUCGGUGUAAAAAGGGACAUUGUAAACCAAGGAAAAAGAGAGGUGGUUACAGGUGUAAAUGUAAGAGAGGAUAUUCAGGAAAAUUCUGUGAUAUUGCACCAUCAUGUUCCCGUAAAGUUUUCAAAAAUAUUUAUGUUGAUCCAAAAACAAACUGUCAAUCACGGACAAAAAUAAAAUUCCGCGUUUGUGAAGGAUCCUGUGGAAAAGACUGUUGUAAACCUAAAAAAAUCAAAACACGGAAAGUGAGACUAUAUUGUAAAAAUGGUUCAUCGUAUGUACAUAACUUACCUGUAAUUAGAAGGUGUGGAUGUAAAAAAUGUUAGCCAUAUGUGUAUCUUAUAUUGAGAUAAAACUGCAGCAGACGACAUACUGUGACAAUGUCAGAUGGUGGGCAGGAGGGCGGGAUCUUCGAAAUAUUUCAAGUUUCUGGAAUAGAUUUGACCAGGUAUAACAUAUCAGAGAAGAACACAAGUUAUGUCAGAAUGAAGACACAUUUUAAAGUCAUGAGGUUGUACCUGAAACCUUAUAAUUUGUUCAUUGGUACUGAAAUAAACUUUUGUUUACAAGUCAAACAAAAUGGCUGUUGUUAUUGUUAUUGUUUAUUUUUAUUAUUAUUGUGACACAAAGUUGUAAACAAUUUCCUGUAAAUUGUUGUGCUUUUAUAUAUGUGUAUUGAACAGAGAUUAUCUGCCUAUAUCAUAGGUAGUUACUUACAUGUUAAAGGGAAGUAGCUCCUGACUGUCAAAUUAAAGGGAAGCAACUCCUGAAUGUCAAACAUUACAGCAGAAAUACCACCAUUAUCAUACAUAGACAGGCCAUAGUGAUGAAAAUCUACCUCAGUUUAACCAAAUGUAUAAGGAUAUGUUAAAUGUUGUAUUUCAUUACAGUAACAAGUCUUCAUGUUAAAAUCCAAAACGCUGUACUUCCCAAAAGUAUGAAUCUUGAUCGUUCCAAUCUCAAAACAUUUACUUGUAGCUUUUCAUGACUUGAUUUAAGUUCAAGGAUAAAAACAAUGAAUAGUUAAAAUCCUUAAUUGUAUGUUUAUGGGCAUUAAAUACACAAAAGCCCUGAUUUUUAUAGGAAUAGAUUAAAUUCACUAUUCUUCAUGUUUAUACUUUAAAAUACACAAUUAUGCUAAAUUGAGGAAUAUUUGUGGAUGAACAUGAUUAUAACUAAAUUUAGUUUUGAACUUCCACAUAUAAAAAAACUUGUUGUUUGACUUGAGGUAAACUUUUAUGUACAUUGCAUCAUUUUAGAUUUGUAUUACAUGUAUUUAUUUAUUAUAAUGUACAUUUCGUUGUUUAUAUUUGUGAAAUUUUAAAAGUAUACACAAUGUAAAUAGUUGUAAUUACAUGUGAAUAUUAUAUGUUAUUGUGAUUUAUAAUGAAGCUUUUAUUGUCCUUUUUUAUCCCUUAGAAUACAAUAUUAAAUGCAAUAUUUGCACAGAUUUCUGGUCCAAAUAAGAUUCAACUUUGAAAAGCUAUGAAAAAAUCUUAUUGGUCAAAAACAGAGUGACCUAAUAAAAAUACCAUAUCAAUAGAACAGUUACAGUUAUUGCUAAAUGUAUUGAUGACCUUAUAUAAAAAUCCUUUUAAAUUUGCUAAACAAGCCAGUUACUAAAUUUUUAAAGAAAAUUAUAGGUAUUCCACUUCAUAAAAUCUGAACUCCCCAUAUAUCUAUAUUGUCUAAUUGUGAUUAAACCUCAUUCAAUAGGUUGUAUUGUUUUUGAAUGUUUCUGUCAUGCUUCAUGAUGUUAUUACUGCUGAUGUAUUUCUAAUCAUUUAUUUUGUAAUUUUUUCAUGUGACAGAUCAUCUCAGUCCUUUUUGUGACUUAUUUAUUUGUAUGUCACCUAAUUUUUUUUAUGAUAAGUGUAACCAGAUAAUCAUAGAUUCUGUGAAUUCAAACGUACUUUUUUAUUGUCUGGAAAAAAAAGUGGUUUCAUUUAAACUUUUGGUACCAACUUUAGUGCUAACAAAAACAUGCUUUCAUAUUUUUUUUAUCUCUCUCUCUCAUUUGAGCUCACCAUUGGUAAACACCAUGUAAGCUAUUGCUAUCACUAAGUUUUUAUCAUUAUCCUUCCAAAAACAUUAUAUAUGUUGAUCUUUGUAAAAAUCCUCGGGGGGGAGGGGGUCCACUUCCUAUAUACAAGGUAAUAGGACAUGCCGCUGGAAUAGGUCACCCUUUUAAAGCUUGAAAAUAUGUGAAUAGGUCGGAGAAAACUAUCAGAAAUAUAUUUUAAGGUCAAUAAAGAUUUUAUAACUUAUUUACUUAGUCAUCUUUUUUUUUGUUUAUGUUUCUCAAUCUGGCUGUGUUUUUAUCAAAAAUGUUUUUUUCUUUUGACCUAAGCAAUAUAUGAAAAGGUAUACCAUUUCAAAAUUUUAAUUAUAUGAAAAGGGUGGGUUAACAGAACCUCUGCAGCACCCCCUAUCAUUUAAGCAUUUAAGUGUCCCCCCCCUGAAAUUAAAAUCAUUUAACAGAAUGCAGAAAACUUUAAGAAUUCUUUAUACAAGUUUCUAUUCAAAUGUGGUUUAUUGUUUGUAGAUGUUCUAACAACCAUGGCUGCCUUGGCCUUUUCCUGUUAAUUGACUUGGUUUAUGAAAAACUUUUCCUAAAAAAAUAUCAUUGAAACUUGCUACCAAACUUCCCAAAAUGCUUGAUGAAGUUGUUACAAGAAACUAUGUUGGGUUUAUAAAUUCAUAUCAUUUGUCUAUCACAAUUAUGUUCCUCUGAAAAUCUUUGACAAAUCUUGUUACUCUAAUGGUAAUUGCAAAUUCUAAGAAUUGCCACUGAACGUUAAGCAAACAAUGAAUCAAUCAAAUUCUAGUUAGCUGUUAACAGAUGGCAAUGUUUGCAUUGAAUCUUAAAGGGAGUUAAAACUUUUAUCUUAUUUACAAACACAGACCGUACUUUGACCCAUAAUGGUUUUUUCUUUUACAAAUUGUGACUUGGAUGGAGAGUUGUCUCAUUGGCACUCAUAUAUGACAUCUUCUUAUAUCUAUAUACAGCUGGACAGAUUGCAAUGAGAUGCAAUCAUACCAGAAUGUUCUUUGAUUUUAAUUCCUUUGGACAAUAAAUGUAAAGUGUUCAGUUUUCAAUGUUAGUCCAAAGGUAACAUGUUAAGUGGAGAUAACUCUGCCAUCCAUUUUUUUCUAAACAGCCCAUUUAGAUGUUAUACAGUAGGAAUUAAAUGUCAGCAAUUGAAAUGCAUUAUUCUGUGUACCUAAUUUUUUUAGUACUUUGAUCAAUCAAUAUAUUAAUUCUGAAAAAAAAAAAUUGAUAUAUGUCAUAUAAUUUAACAUGCACUUGUUUUUAAAAAUAUUUAAAUUAUUUAGAAUUCUUAUUUUAGUAUGGUUUUUUUUAAAGAUUAUCUGAAUCUCAAGUAUUGUGCCAAAUUUUUAUUUAGAUUUCAAGAAUGCAAUAUAUUAUUGCUAAAAUCAGUUUGAAUACAAUGAAACUUACAAAAAAAUAGUACAUUUUUUAUGCAGUUGAUUAACAUGUACAUUAUUUUUCCUGACUGUUUAUAUGAUUUCUUAGUAUUUCAGAUACACCAUGACGUUCAACAGUCCAAACUUUAUUUUCAAUCUUUUAUAGAAAUUCAUUUAUACAUAAGAAUUUUUUUCAAGAUGUAUAAAGUGAUAUUGCAUUAAAUAAAUGUAUGACUAUGCCUGAUGUAUCUAAUGUUACAAAGCUUUGUAAAAUGUGAAUCCUUAAAUAGUUAUUGUUAGAUUAUGAAUAUUUAUGAUAUGCAAAUUAAAGAUAUUGUUGUUAAUAUGGUUUGGCAUACAAAAUGAAAAGUAAACACAAAAUUUA